This is a messenger RNA of Argentina anserina (silverweed cinquefoil), 1863 nucleotides long. RefSeq names its product WRKY transcription factor WRKY24-like. The transcript has 4 exons. NCBI's taxonomy places the organism in Eukaryota, Viridiplantae, Streptophyta, Magnoliopsida, Rosales, Rosaceae. Bases 23 to 1540 code for a protein of 505 amino acids. Gene Ontology annotation, molecular function: sequence-specific DNA binding; DNA-binding transcription factor activity. The record is from RefSeq and is a predicted model, not a curated record. Gene Ontology annotation, biological process: regulation of DNA-templated transcription.
UCCGAAACCAGAGAAGAACACCAUGACUUCUUCCUUCACUCAUCUCCUCACAAGCAACAUGAACAACUUUGACCAGGACCGAACCGGAAGCUGGAGCUGGGGACUCUCCGACCGUUCAACGGAACCCGAAGUUCCUAAGUUCAAGUCACUCCAGCCGCCUUCUCUCCCUCUCUCUCCUCCUCCUCCUUCCCCUUCUUCUUACUUGGUUAACACUCCCGGUUUCAGCCCUACUGAUUUUUUCAGCUCCCCCAUGUUCCUGGCUAACUCUAACACUAUUCCAUCUCCGACCACCGGAGCCUUUUCGAGUCAGAUUUUUGACUGGAUGAGCAAUUCGAAAGAAAGCCAAGGAGCAGAGAAGGAGCAGAAAAUGUUGACGGAUUUCUCGUUCCAACCUGCAGCAUCAUCUCCAUCGUUCAGCCUUCAACAACAAUCUUCUUCAGGCAUGGUUUCAUCAAUGGAUGAAUCAUUGAAAAGUCAACAGCAGCAAUCGUGGGGUUUCGACAAAACCUCAAGGCAAGAAGAACCUGUAGCAGAGAAAUCUGAAUAUGCGCCGGUUCAGAGCUUCAAUGCUGCUCCAAAACCUGAAUACACACACUGCAGCACUCAUUCGACUCAAUAUGUAAGGGAACAGAAAUCAGAUGAUGGAUACAAUUGGAGAAAAUAUGGACAGAAGCAAGUGAAAGGUAGCGAAAAUCCAAGGAGCUAUUACAAGUGUACAUUUCCCAAUUGCCCUACAAAGAAGAAGGUGGAGAGAUCAUUGGAAGGACAGAUUACUCAGAUUGUGUACAAGGGUAGUCACAACCAUGCCAAGCCACAAUCGACAAGACGAUCGUCCUCUCAACAAUCCCUGCAAACAACGUAUGGGAUUUCUAAUGAGUCCUCGACAAUAUACAAUCCAAAAACUGAACCUGUCACGCUGCAAGAGGAUUCCAACUCAGCCUCAGUGGGAGGAGAGGAUGAAUUUGAGCAAAAUUCUCCAAUAAGUAACUCAAAUGGAGCUGAUGAUGACAAUGAGCCCGAGGCCAAAAGAUGGAAGGGAGAAAACUCAAAUGAGACGUAUGCAGCUCCCGGGAGUAGAAUUGUGAAAGAACCUAGAAUUGUGGUGCAGACCACAAGUGAAAUUGAUAUUCUGGAUGACGGGUAUAGGUGGAGGAAAUAUGGACAGAAAGUGGUGAAGGGAAAUCCAAAUCCAAGGAGCUACUACAAAUGUACUUUUACUGGCUGUCCGGUUAGGAAACAUGUGGAGCGCGCAUCUCAGGAUAUGAGGGCUGUGAUCACAACUUACGAAGGGAAACACAACCACGAUGUUCCUGCGGCGCGCGGCAGCGGUGGUUAUGGCGCCAGUACUAGACCUGUUUCUGAUACUAACAGCAACAGCAAUGUAUCAGUUACAGCUGUGAGGCCUUUGGCCUUGCCUACUCAUUCUAACAACUUGAGCUACCUAAGCUCCCUUCAGAAGCAGCCAACAUCAGAGAACCAAUCACCUUAUACUCUCAAAAUGUUGCAGAACACAGGAAGUUAUGGAUACUCUGAACUGUGAAAGCUGAGGAAGAGGAAAAUGACACAUUCAUUUGGAAUCGAAUAUCUGAAACAGAACUUACAGAUGAAUUAGGCUUAGAUUUGUAUAGUUCCACAAGUUUCUAUAAGGGUUAGUUAUAUACAGGGUCAAUUGCAUUUCUUUAUUUGUUUUGAGGCCAAACCUGCAACAGUUGGCCUCAUUCUUUUUGUGCAUGUAAAAUUUGCUCAAGCAGAAUCGAAAAAUAACACGUAGCAUUAUACAUAUACCUUAGACCCUUAGUUGUUGUGUGUUAUCAUCUUAUGUAAGGAGAUAAACAUUGUUAUUAUUCUUAUGGUUGAAGCAAA